GUGAACUGGUGGGAAACAACUAGUCGAAUGUAGUUAAUUUCAAUUAUUUCAAAUGGUGUUAAUAAGUUUCUGCUUUAGAUUUGUAACGUAUGUUGUCAAAAGAAAAACGUUGAUCCAAGUGUUGCCAAAACAGCACAGGUUCUGCAUAACAAAUUGAUGCCAUACGUUUAUCUCGUUUUGUUGUGUAUAUACAAUACAUGUAAGCAAGCAAUAUAAUCGAUGUAAUCUUAAUAAUAAGAUUUAAAUGGUUCGAACGUAUUAAACAGACUUUAAAGCACGGGCGUGUUUUCUAUAAAAUAUUAGUUUGUUUAUAAGAUGGAUGGCGAUGGCGUUGACGAUUCCAGCAACUUAAAUCUAACCUCUAGUAUGGGUAGUGUAUUGACUAAUAAUAAAAACAAAGAAUCGGUUUCAACAUAUUCAGGAUCCUGUUCUACUGAUAGUACAUCUAAUAAAGUGGCAUCAAAUAUAUCCAAGAAGAAUAUAAAAUCUGAUGUAGAUAAUGAGGCUGAUUUAUUUGCAAACGAGUGUAAUAUUUCAGAUGUUUCGGUUGAAAAAAUUACUGAAAAUGUUGAUGAUAUUGUGUCUGAUUUAGAAAGCCUAUUAGGUGGGCCAACAGAUUUUCCAACUCUUGCUAAGAGUGAAAUAAAACCAGCAAAGAUUGACUUAUGUGAAGAAAGAACACUGAAUCUCUUUAAUAGUAGCAAUCUGGUGAAUCAGAAAAAUGUUUCAAAUUUUGAACAAAAACAUAAUGAAAAAUCUGCAACUGUGCAAGAGAAAAAAGAUAUUGAUGAUAUUGUAAGACUGGAAACAAAUAUCAACGAAGUACCAUCUAUAUCUAUGCUGUGCAAUGAAGUUUCAGAAGCUGUAAACGUAUCUGAGGAUAAUAAUAUGCCAGGAAUAUCUGCACCAGAAGUAAAAAUGGUAGUUGAAGAAAUACACAUAGUUGAAACUAAAAAUAUUCAUGAUGGAAAUAGUUUCAACAAAGAGAUCUGCAAAAAAACGGAUGAAGAUUUGGAAGAGAAAUGCUCAUCUAGUGAUAAGGUUCAUCAAAUUGAAUAUGAAAAUAUAGAAGAAAAUAUUGAAUCAAGUGAAAUUAAAGAUUAUACUUGUGAUGCAUUGCUACCUGUUGAAAAUACACAAAAUGUCUCCAUAGUUGAUUCAGAAUCAGUACUUAUUUUGGAUAAAACUGAAAUAUCUAGAAUGGAAGCUGAUCAUUCUGAUCAAUUACUAAUGGAAAAUAAUGAAUCCGAAUCUUUAGAAAAUACCAUUAUUGAGAAAAAUGAAAACUUGAUAUCAGGUUUGGUUACAGCAUCUACAAGAAUUAUUACAAUAGCGUCAACAAAUAAUUCUAAUGAACAUAUGGAUAUAAUAGAAAAUACAGAAUUACCUGAAUUUACUAAAAGUAUAGAACAAGAAAAUAUUCAAGAACCAAAUUCUAAGGAACUAACUAAUCAGGAGAAAGAUGAAAAAUGUUCAUCUAGUGAAAUUAAAAAUAAACACUCUGUAAUAGAAAAUGAUAUUGCAGUAAACAAAAUAUCAAAAUCAACUGGUAAAGAUGAUUGUGAUUUGCUUAAAGAAUCUACAAAUUCAGAAACAGAUCAAUUUAAUUUGGAUAAAAUUAAAACAUCUACAUCAAAAAAUGUUAGUGACGGUGAUGAAACUAUACGAAAUAAUUAUAUGCAAGUUGCUGAAAUUAAUUACGAUAAAAUUGAUAUCAGUGAAACAUUGGAAACUGAUACAUCGUUAGAGAAUUUGCACGAAGAAAAGUUUACAGAUUUGUCAACAGCGGUAGAACAAACAGUUUGUAAUGACAUCAUUUCUAAUAUGAAUAAAGAGGAAGAAGAGGAAUAUGAACUUCAACAAAAAAAUAAUAUGGUAGACAAGAAAUCUGUAAAUUUAAGUAAAAGCGAAAAUUUACCUUACAAUGAAUUUAAAGUAAACAAAUUACAAAAUAGUGAGAUAUUCAAUUCUGUAAUUGACACUGAACCAGAUCAAUCAACUUCAAUGUUGUAUGAAGAAUUAUCAAAAAUAAAAAAAUCUGAUUCUAAAGAUUUCCAAAUAUUUAAAGACGACGAGGGUUUUAAAAAUGAUAACUUAGAAUGUAGUGUCACAGCAAUAUCAGAAGGAACCGGUGAAAAUGAUGCAGUUGAUAUAUUAUCUUAUGGCAAAGUGGAAACGGAUACUGAAAUGAUAGAAGACCAAAAACUUAACGAAGAUAUUGAAAAUAAAUGUUCACCUCUUCAGAUCGAAUCGUUUCAAUCCACGAAUUCUGAAAAUAUAGAAGAACCGACGAAAUCAUCAAAUAUACAAGAAGAAAUGAAUCAUUUUGUAGAAGAUGGCAAAAACAAACCAAUUGAUGAGUGUGACGAAAUACAAUUUAAUAAAACAACAGUUUCAUCUAACGAGCAACGUGAGAUUGAAAAUAUAUUUCAACAGGAAGCAGAAAUUAAUAUGGAAACAGACAAUGAUUUUCAAAUACGUUUAUUAGAAAAAUCAGGAGAAUGCUCUAAUACACUAACAUCAUUGUUGAAUAAAUCACCAGUUGAUAUUACGCAUUCAACAGAUGUAUGUAUCAAUGUUGAAAAGAUCACAUCUUUGUCACAAUUAAAGGAAAUCACAGUACAAGAGACUGCGAAGAAGGACGUUAUUCCGAGCGAAGUGUUACCAAAAAUUGAAAUAAUAGACGAAAUUAAAGCAAAAUCAUCUGUUAACAGUGAUAAACUAUUCUCUUCAGAGCUUGAUACUGUUGACGAGAACAUUAUUAAAACAUAUACAUCAGGAGAAAUAAGUGAUGCACAAUUUGUAACUAAACCAGAAUGUAAUCCAAUAAAGUCAACAAAAGUUGGAAUGGUAUUACUUAAUGAUUCCGUUAAUACGUUAAUGGAAUCAGAGCAAGCUAUUUUGGAUAAAAUUGAAUUAACAACACAUAAUACUGAUAAUGAGAACAACUUUGAAAAACCCUUACUAACCGAAGAAACUGAGUCAAUUCUUCCUAACUUAGAAAAUAUUGAAAUAGCAGCUGUUAAUUCGGGUAAUGAAAUAACUAAAUGUAUUACAGAACCAGAAUUACCUAAAACUAAUUUGGAUAAUGUUGAUAUAACAUUGGAAAUUUAUAAUAGUAACGAAACUUGUGAAGAAAAUAAAAAUGUCCAAUACAGUACAAAUCUAAUUGAAGAUAGUUGUGAAGAGAAUGAUAAACCAAUAUCUGAUAAUAUAUCAAACACCGGAAGUAGCAUAACGGAACAUAAUAACGUAUUUGACAUAUGUCUUGUAGGAAACGAGACGAAAAGUAAUAGCAAGGAACUGGAAGGUGGCGAAAAUUAUAUUAUUGCAGACAAACAACAUAAGAAUGAUGAUUCUGGUAACAUAUAUUCAUCGGCAGAAAUCAAUACUUCGCCAGAAUGUAAAAUGGUAUCUAGCGAAAAAGACGAAUUUAACGGAGACCUAGAAGAAGCAGAACAAACUAUACUUAUUAGUAAAGAAGCGGAUCACGACAACUCAACACAUGGAAAACUUUCGAAAUCAAUCGCGUUGGAAUUAGAAAAACCAACUUUGGACACAAAACAAAUAUCAACGAAUACAAAAUCAGUUAAUCCAUGUGAUGAAGAAUAUCAAAAGGGUAAUAUUAAUUCUGAAAAUAAUGUAUUUAAAGUGGAAGAGAAAACGGAAAUAUUUGAAAGAUCUGAUAAUAUAACAUCAACCUCAGAACUAAUGAAAUCAUGUACAGAUGUAAAUGUAUCAGAAAUAUCUGAACAUAAAAAUGAAAUAAAAGAAGUUGAAAUUGUUCAAGAAGGCAAUAGUGCUAUCAUCAAGCAAAGUGAAGAAUUGGAGCAAUAUAUUAAUGUUACUAGUGAAAAUAAGAAUCUCCAUUCCGUAAUUGAAGAUCAAGCAGAAGAAAACGUAUUUGCAUUUUCAAGUGACAAGGAAGAAAUGAAUAGUGAAGUGGAAGAAUCUGAAAAUAUAUUACAUGGUCAGGCAUCCAUGCUUGUAACUGAACCAGAAAUGAAACAUAUUCAUUCAGAUAAAAUCGACGUAGUUCCCACAAAGUCGGAAAAUAAUGAUAAUGAGGAAUAUAUCAAAGAAAGUAAUUAUUCUCAAGACGAUGAAUUGCUAAAGGCGGCCCUUGAAGCUUCAUAUGAAGAGGAUAAACCUAACUCUAAGGAAGAUCGUACUGUUAUGGAAGUUUUUGAUAAAGAAAGCUUAAAAUCCUCUUCAAUAUAUGAACAAAUUGAAGAACGCAAUAAGCACGAAGAAAAUGUUUUAAUUCAAGCAGCUGCGGAUGCAGAAAAUAAUCGAUUAAAUCAUAAUUACGAAAAACCAUUAAACAUCGUUGUGGAUCCUCCUAUCGAUGAAAUGAAUACUGUGAAAGAAAUAGAAUGUUCUAAUAAAACAGAAAUCUAUAAUAAGCAAAGUGGUGAAUAUAGUUCUAAAAUUUCACAAAAUUUAAAAUUAACAAUAACUAAAAAUAAAUCCGAGGAAAAAUCGAUUUUAAAAAUAUUUGACCCUAAGGAAAGUGAUAACAGUGUUGUGGAAAUUUCACCUUCAGAGUCUGACAGUGAAGAAACUCCCAUUCCAAAGUUUUUAAUUAAGCAACCUCAAAAAAUGAUGUCACCUUUGAAAAUUACGAUUAAACCGGUAAUUAAGCCUGAAGAGCAAACCCAGAAAUUCAGUCCCAAAUUGAUUAUUAAGCCUAUAAUUAAACCAGAUGAAGAAGCAAUUAGAGAGGAAAAGCUACACCACAGUCCCAAAAUCACUAUAAAACCUAUACCCAAGCCCACUUCCGAAGAAGGCGACCGUUGUAAUAGUCCAAAAAUUACGAUUAAGCCGAUAUUAAAACCAAUUGAGACAAGUAUGAGUCCGAAAAUAAAAAUAAAACCAAUCAUCAAACCUAUAGAUGAUGCAAAGGAAGAAGUGGAGGAGCGUAUUGUUUUGAAGAUAACGAAAAAUAAUAUAUCACAUACUGAAGUAAAAAAGGAGGAGAAUGAGAAGCUUGCUAAAAUUAAAUUAAAGUUCUCGAAGGAUAAUCGACACGCACAUAUAGUGAAUGAAAAGGAUAAAACGGAUGAAAAGUGUGUAAAACGUGUUAUACAAGAUGCAUCAAAUGAAAUGAGCGAGGAUAAGGUUAGCAGUAGUAAACGCCUUAAAUUCGAUGUAACAAAUGAACGUGAAGGAAGUGCGACAGUAUCGCACAUCGGCGUCGAUCAUGACGAACAUAAGCUUGACAUUUCGGAUAAUGUUAUUAUACCAGUAUUAGGUGCAGAUACUGAGAAUCAAGAUUCUAAUAGUUCGCCGAUACCAACGCCGAGAAAACGUGGAAGGCCAAGAAAGAACCCAUUGGUGGUGAGGGAGGAAUUUAAAGAUAUUAAAGAAGAGGUAGUUCAAAUUGAGGAAAUACAAGAGAGCCCAUCUGGUCGGCCAAAACGUAGUUGUCGUGGUCCAUCCGUAAGGACUACAUUGGGCAUAAAACCAAGAAAAGCACGUGGUGCUACAAGAAGCAGAGGUAGAGGCAGAGGUGUGAGUACUCGUGGUCAAAUUAAAAAUGAUAACGAAGCACAGAAAGAAAUAAGUGAUUCUAAAAUAAAAUUAUUAAAAGAAGCUGCUAUAAGUGCCCGUGUUACGGAGUCACUUGACAAUCAAGACGUGGAGAUGAAAGAAAUCCUAGAAAUACCAACAGAAACAAUAAUCAUAGAAGAUUCCAAUGAAGAAAAAUUGGAAAAUGAUAAUAAAAGUAUUAUUACUAAAUCAGCCGAUGUUAUGAUAUUCGAGGAUGAAACAAGAAUGAGUGCAGAGAUUAAUAGUCGGGCGCAAACGCCAGCUAAACAAGUGUCUAUGGAUGUAAUUGAAGAGUCACAAAGUUCAAUUCAGAGUACGGCUACAACAGAAAGUACGAAAAUAAGAAAAGGUACAAAAAUGGAAAUUGCAUUAGAACCAGAGGGCGCAAUCAUUUCAGCAGACCAAUUGGCAGAAUAUUAUUGGGGUGGUGGUGGUCCGUAUAUGCUUCAGGAACAAGUAGCUCAGUUUCUAGGAAUUAAAUCGUUCAAACGUAAAUAUCCAGGAAUUCAAAGAAGAACCGUGGAUAUGCAAGAGCGUGACUUUAUUCGAGAAAGCAGUCUGGCUUCAGAGCAUAUGUGCGAUUUAGGUCUCACUGCUGUGAAUAGCGUAGAUAUUUUGGACAUCAUGUAUUCGGAUUUCCAAAAUAAAUAUGAAGAGUACUGCAAACACCAACGUGACAGGCAAACAAAGGACAUAACCAAUAAACAGAAGGCUCUAAGUUUAGCUGCAAGUCAAGAGAAAAAUAAAUUGGAUAUAAUGCAACAAGCUGUAGAAUCAGCAGCGCAAUGGAAUUAUAAUUUCAAUAAAAGCAGGAAAGAAGAACGCAUUGCAUGUAUGGACCUUCAAACAUAUACUAUAAAUUAUCCUAAAGGACGAUUUAAGCAGAUUAAUAAACCUAAACUUGGCUAUUAUCCAAUGGCUUUGGUUCCAGGACAAUAUACCGACUUCUAUAAGACAUUUACUCCCACGGAGUUGAAUAAUUUACCGCUGAGCACCAUGCUGUAUCAUGAGAUCAACACCAACAAUGAAGAGGAUAGUCAAUCGGAUAACUCUGCUUCGGACUCGGAUUCGAGUAGUUCUGGAUCCGAUAGUUCUGACAGUGAUUCUUCAGAUGAAACGGAUUGUAAUUUAUGCAUCCCAUCGAAUGCGAAGAAAGUUGUUACGUAAUUUAAUAUUUAUACUUUAAAGGAAGGUAUGUAGAAGAUGGUGACACAUUCGUAUUUUUAUUUUCUUUUUGCUUUUAAUUAUUAUGUUAACUUUAAGUUAUAUUUGGUGAGACUGGAAUUGAUUUUAUUUUUACAUUUUUCAUAUGCCAAUAUUUACGCACAUACAUAUAUUUUGUAUUUUUUAGUA
Molecule: messenger RNA, 6906 nt
Organism: Nicrophorus vespilloides
Lineage: Eukaryota; Metazoa; Arthropoda; Insecta; Coleoptera; Silphidae
Gene: e(y)3
Product: reticulocyte-binding protein 2 homolog a
Exons: 7
Coding region: 316-6720 (2134 amino acids)
Source: RefSeq, a predicted model, not a curated record